This is a messenger RNA of Amphiprion ocellaris (clown anemonefish), 1983 nucleotides long. Its product is annotated as protein eva-1 homolog C. The record is from RefSeq and is a predicted model, not a curated record. Bases 58 to 1320 code for a protein of 420 amino acids. The transcript has 8 exons. Gene Ontology annotation, molecular function: carbohydrate binding. NCBI's taxonomy places the organism in Eukaryota, Metazoa, Chordata, Actinopteri, Pomacentridae.
AAUAGCACAACAACCCGCUAGGACAAAACCCUAGGGGUCUGUUGCAGGACAUGCACAAUGACAGUCCCAUGGAGUUUCUGCUCGUCUUUUCAUUUUCUGCCUCUCCUCCUGGCUCUGAAGCUGCCUGCUGCACACUCAGCUCCUGAUUUCUCUGCUUAUCUUCACACCAUUCUGAAGAACCACACGGCUCACGCCUGUGAAGGAGAGACGCUCGUCAUCCAGUGUCCCUCCAGGACGUCUGUGGCCGUCCUAUCAGCCUUCUAUGGACGCCGUGUUCCUAAUCAGCAUUUAUGCCCAUCUGCGAACACAAACGCAACCACUGAGGAGGACACAGAGUGCACUUCUCCAGUUGCUAUCGAGAAAGUGCUGUCAGAGUGUCAGGACCGGCGGUCAUGUCACAUCCCAGUCUACAGUCCAGUGUUUGGGCAGGACCCCUGUCCACUCACCACCAAGUACCUGCUGGUGUCCUACAAGUGCCGACCAGAGCAUCACCGCACAAGGCUGGUGUGUGAAAAUGAGCGUAUGAGGCUGAUGUGUAAAAACGAGACUGUGCUCGCCAUCUACUCCGCCACGUUUGGACACCUGCUGCACGGCAGUCCAUACUGUCCUCAGGAACCCGGAUCACGCGCCGACAUGGAGUGUUUGUCACCUUCGGCUCUGAGGAAGGUGUCACGCAGGUGUCACGGCAGGACAAACUGUUCAGUAUUGGCCGACACAAUAACCUUUGGGGACCCCUGCUUCCCUGACACCAGGAAGCACCUGCGAGUGUCCUUCACUUGUGUGCCCCGGUAUCUUCUGGAAGAUGUAGGUCGAGGGUCAACAGAUCCUUUCAUGAUCUCAGACUACACACACGGUGGAUGGUACACUGGCCCCACCUACAGGCCUCAAAACGUGCUCUUAACCAACUCUCUGGAGAUCUUUGAAAAAAUACUGGGCCUCCCGGAGCGAGUGGCUCUGUACUUUGUCUCUGGUAUUUGUGCUGGUCUGGUGUUCCUGCUCUGCCUGUUCGGCCUUCGCUCCACACUAGUGAGAGACGUUAAAGAUCUGGUUUCAGACCUGAACGAUGAGCUGAAAUCAUCUCGCAGGCGGCGCAAGGAGCUCAUGGAGGACCUCUUUGACGAGGACGUCUCAGACACGUCGUCCUUCCGUCGCCUCACACAGUCCUACCGCACAGCAGACAUCUUCAGUCCUUCGACUUUAACGGUCGAGAUGGCUGACCGAGAGGUGGAACAGACGAGGGAUCUGCCUAACGGAGACAUUUGGCCGUCCCGGGACUCCAGCCCUUACGCCAUUCACAAGAUUAAAACCUACAACAAUUAAGAAGAGUCAUAUUUAUUAGAGAAGCUACUGCUAAACCAUCCUUAUGUAUUAUAAAAUAUAAGUUACUGACUAAACUUUUAUGGAUGUUUCUUUUAUUUUAAAUGUAUUUGCAACUCCUAAACUGUGUCGCUCAUGGUAAAGUGAGUUUAGUGAAAUGCUUGAGUUUAACAUCUGACAAUUUGUGAUUUUAUUACAUUUUAAAUGUGACUAUAGUUUUUUGAAAUAACAGUACAUGAAGCCAAUGAUUCAGCUUUAGUUAAGUUAGCAGUUUUUCUACUUGAAUUUUGUUGGACUGAAUAAAAACUGUUGAGACAAGCACAUUUUGAAUUUGAGGGUGAAGGCUUUUCUGUUUGCCUCACUGAAACAAAUCCAAGGCCUUUGAAUAUUUAAACUGCACUGCAACUUUAACUUCAUGUUUUAUCCUACUUUUUUAUUCUCUAUUAAACUUUUUGUAGUUGUUGUUAUCAUCUCUUUUUUAAAGAAUAAAGAUUUAUGUGUCUUUUACACCCUGACUAGAUGCUUUUUGUUUAUUUAUUUUAUUGUAUUUUUAUGUUUCGUGCAAAUCACUUUGACUUUGAAUUGCCUUUGUUGUACAAAUCUGCUACACCAAUAAACUUGCAAUGUAAGUUAUUCUUAGUAAUAAAGAUUGCGUUUGCUGGGUGA